Messenger RNA from Mesitornis unicolor (brown roatelo), 819 nucleotides. It is a transcript of the gene TNFSF11, whose product is annotated as tumor necrosis factor (ligand) superfamily, member 11. Lineage: Eukaryota; Metazoa; Chordata; Aves; Mesitornithiformes; Mesitornithidae. Bases 85 to 819 code for a protein of 244 amino acids. The record is from RefSeq and is a predicted model, not a curated record. Gene Ontology annotation, cellular component: membrane. Gene Ontology annotation, biological process: immune response. The transcript is spliced from 5 exons. Gene Ontology annotation, molecular function: tumor necrosis factor receptor binding.
CGCUCCCUCCUCGCCGCCCUCGUCCUCCUGGGGCUGGGGCAGGUGGUCUGCAGCGUUGCCCUCUUCCUCUAUUUCCGAGCUCAGAUGGACCCUACUAGAAUUUCAAAAGAACAUGCACACUGUGUCAGAACACUUUUUGGACAUCAAGAAAAUACAGAUUUGCAUGAUGCAUCCUUUGAAAAUCAAGAAGUGAAGUUAAUGCCAGAAUCAUGUAGAAGCAUGAAACAGGCUCUCCAAAGGGCUGUGCAGAAGGAAGUCCAGCGUGUCAUAGGAAGAGCACCACCAAGACCAGAAAAAGCUGCAAUGGAGGCAUUAGGAAUGGAUCUGUACAAGAGAAACAAACCUGAGAAGCAGCCUUUUGCUCAUCUCAUUAUUGAUGAUAAGAAUAUUCCAUCUGGAACCCGUAAAGUGAACCUCACAUCCUGGCAUCACGACAAAGGCCAGGCUAACUUAUCAAAUAUGACAUUCCAUGAUGGAAAGCUGAUUGUUAACCAAGAUGGAUUUUACUACCUUUAUGCCAACAUUUGUUUUAGACAUCAUGAAACUUCAGGCAGCCUGACCAAAAGAGGGCUUCAGCUGAUGGUGUACAUGACUAAGACAAACCUUAAAAUAAGGCGCUCUGAUGUGUUGAUGAAGGGUGGAAGCACCAAGUACUGGUCAGGGAAUUCAGAAUUUCAUUUUUAUUCUGUCAAUGUAGGAGGGUUUUUUAAGUUAAAAUCUGGUGAAAUGAUAAGUAUCCAGGUGUCAAACCCAUUGCUACUGGAUUCAUCACAAGAAGCAACUUAUUUUGGGGCAUUUAAAGUAAGGGAUUUAGACUGA